AUGUGGUGUCUCGAUGGUUCGGAUUGUGAAGCAUCGGACACGUGUGCUCUGUGCGAGGGAGCAGCGUGUUUGAGAGUACAGAGAAAUCAACCAGGCAAAGGCGUCACCGUGGCUCUCACCUGUCUUCCGCACGACUCACUGAUCCACACCUACCAUCCGGAAGGGUGCCGAACCGAACUCUCUUCUGGAGACAAGCUGUGCUUGUGCUCGGGAAGGGAAUUUUGUAACACUUCAUCGCGAACAGCUUCUGUUUUACUUGUAUCACUACUUUUUCUUCUUAACUUUUGA
This is a messenger RNA of Caenorhabditis remanei, 288 nucleotides long. RefSeq lists its product as uncharacterized. NCBI's taxonomy places the organism in Eukaryota, Metazoa, Nematoda, Chromadorea, Rhabditida, Rhabditidae. The record is from RefSeq and is a predicted model, not a curated record. The transcript has 2 exons. The coding region runs from base 1 to 288 and encodes 95 amino acids.